GGCGCUUAAGACACGCAUUGUUUGCAACCGAUCCUAAUUUCCAGAGAGAGAGAGAGAGAGAUUUCAAUGGAGGUUUCAUCAGAAGCAGAAUGGUCAUCUUCUUCUUCUUCGAAGCUAAGCAUAUACAAAGCAGCUAGAAACAUUAAAAAAAGAGACAACAGUUUAUAUAACGCACUCAGAUCUAUCUACCAAGACUCUGUUUUCGUUUCUGAAAUCUCUGAAUUAUGGCCACAACUUCCUCUUCUUGCAAAUCUUCGUUGUGGCCUUUGGUACUCUUCCAAUUUCCAUUCAACUUGUUACUUCAAAUCCACCGAUGGUCACACCAACAACUGCUCUUUCUCUACUUCUCGUCUCAACCUUCAUGUUGCACAUCUUGCAGAAAGGUGGUUGUAUGAUUGUUGAUUCUACUAGAAGAGGAAAGCGUUUUCCUGAUAGCAUGUCUAAAACUAUACCCAUUUGGACCUGUGUUCUUAAUCGUGCAAUUGCUCAUUAUAGAAGAGAUUUUCAUAUUGAUAAUGCUGCUGCUUCUGCAUUACCACAAAAGAGUGAGGACUUUGUCUCUAAUGGAUGUGGUGAGAUUGCAAGAGAAGAUGGAUCUUGUGAUUGGGAUUGCUCUUUGCACCUUCCUCUUUGGGUUCCUCAAACAGAAAAGGCUUCUAUUGAGGAGCACUUAGAGGAAUGGACUCAACAAUUGAAAGCAAGUGGAGCUGACAUUGCUUCUCUUGCUUCUUCCUUGAAGAAACCGUUACGUCCUCUUUGGAUUUCUCAAAAAACUGUCAUAUGGUUAAAUGAAGUACCUCACCAAGAUUCUUGGGAUUUCACUCCAAUCAUACUUGUAUCUGCUUCUUCUUCAUCGAACAAUGUAAGCCAACACAACAGGACAACCUCUGAGUUUAGUUGGAAUUACAUACCGGGCGCAGGAGACGAUGAAGAAAGUUGGUCUAGGGGUUUAUCUCCACCACUCUUUUGGAAUAAUGUUUAUGAUCUUAUAAACUCAGGUCCUGAAUUAUGUAACCAGAAGGUUGCAGAAAUAGUUGAAAAGAGUAGAGUACGCCGUGCUUAUAAAGGAGAAAAUGCUCCACAAAUUAGAGUUAAAUCACUUUCACAUGAAGAACCAUCAUUGUCUUCCGACAUUACAAAUGUUGAAGUUGAUACACAGGCUUCUGAAGGUUUUGAUAUUUCUUGGUUAGGUUCAACUAAUUUGGCAGUUGGUGCAUCUCAAUUUGCUACAAAUGCGGUUGAUGUUGAUUGCAUAUUGAAUUGUGAUCGCGAGUCCAUCUCUGUCUCUCUUCCCAGUGCUGAAGCAUAUCUACAUCUUCCAAUGGUGGUUAGUAUGAAUUGGAAUGAAAACUUCUUGUUUUUUACUACUAGAAUUUUUCCACUGAUUUUAAUUUUUCAUGGCCAGAGUUCGAAGUUUGAUCGAUUUUCCUUAUUAAACAAUCUUCCUAAAGCUGUGAGCUUCGCAAAGUUAAACCUCAACCAAGGAAAACGUCUUCUGGUUUGCUGUAAUAAUGGGGAAGAUAUUAGUGUAUGUGUUUGCUUAUCAAUUUUGAUGUCAUUAUUCGAUGAACAAGGUACUUUUGAUGAUGGGAACUCCUUCAAUACAACAAAUGUCACUAAAUGGGAUAUGAGGCGACGACUUGUAUUUGUCUGUAAGUUUGCGACAAAUGCUCGACCAUCUAGAGGAAAUUUGAGGCAAGUUUUUAACUUUCUUAUUGGUGGAAAAUGCAAUCUUCAACUUCAGGAGGACGAUGGAAGUGAUGAAUGAUUGCUAGAACAUGUGAAUUUGUCACUCUUAUUGUUCGUUAUUACCCUUGAUUUUUGUAUGCGAAUUUUCUGACAAAUAACAGCAACUGUGCCUCAUAAUGGGUUUUUUCUGAGAAAGAUCAUUAGAC
Trifolium pratense (red clover) is the source of this 1895-nucleotide messenger RNA. RefSeq lists its product as uncharacterized. NCBI's taxonomy places the organism in Eukaryota, Viridiplantae, Streptophyta, Magnoliopsida, Fabales, Fabaceae. The coding region runs from base 314 to 1768 and encodes 484 amino acids. The record is from RefSeq and is a predicted model, not a curated record. Gene Ontology annotation, cellular component: cytoplasm. Gene Ontology annotation, biological process: charged-tRNA amino acid modification. The transcript is spliced from 6 exons. Gene Ontology annotation, molecular function: tRNA adenosine(64)-2'-O-ribosylphosphate transferase activity.